AGCGCAUUUGAAACAGAUGCGCUCAACCAAUCAGAUGCUCGGCAAAUUCCGGAAACAGCGAAUCAGCUUGUAGCGAACGAGGAUUUAAACCAGGACGCCGAACCCAAAAAACUACACUGCGUUGUUCUCUGUUACGAUUGUCCGUGGUUUGUGUUGAAGCAACGCAUAUUUCGAAAUGGCUCUUCGAGUGACCAGAAACCGCUUGGCUUCUACUAAGGCUGACCUCGGUGGUAAGGCCUGCUCGGUCGCUGGUCCCACGAAGCCUCGCGCUGCGCUGGGCGAAAUCGGAAAUCUCGCCGUUAACAAAGAAGUCACGUUACAGAAAAAGAAUAGCAAGGCAGAGCCUACUAAAAAGAUCAAGACCACCAAAGUCGUCAAAGCAGUUGUACAACAAGAAAAUGUUGUUCCUGUUAAACCUGAGCAGGUUCUCCCUGAACCAGCAUCCCCCACUCCAAUGGAGACUUCUGGCUGUGCUCCUGCUGACCUCUGUCAGGCUUUCUCUGAUGUCAUGCUCCACACUGCUGUCCGGGAUGUGGAUGCAGAUGACUAUGACAACCCCAUGCUCUGCAGUGACUACGUGAAAGACAUCUACAAGUACCUCAGACUGCUUGAGGUUGAGCAGAACGUCAGGCCCACUUAUCUGCAAGGUCAGGAGGUGACUGGUAACAUGCGGGCCAUUCUCAUUGACUGGCUUGUGCAAGUGAGCCUAAAGUUUCGUCUGCUGCAGGAGACUAUGUACAUGACUGUGGGAAUCAUUGACCGCUUUCUUCAGGAUCACCCAGUUCCCAAGAAGCAGCUGCAGCUGGUCGGCGUGACUGCCAUGUUCCUUGCUUCCAAAUACGAGGAGAUGUAUCCCCCAGAGAUCUCAGACUUUGCCUAUGUGACAGACAAGGCCUACACCACUGCCCAGAUCAGGGACAUGGAGAUGACCAUUCUUCGGACCCUCAAGUUCCAACUAGGCCGCCCUCUUCCCCUGCAGUUUCUCAGAAGGGCCUCAAAGAUUUAUGAAGUAACUGCUGAGCAACACACCCUCGCAAAAUACCUCCUGGAGCUUACCAUGAUUGACUAUGACAUGGUUCACUUCCCACCUUCCAUGGUAGCGAGCGCUGCGUUGGCUCUCACCCUCAAGAUCUUGGAUGCUGGUGAAUGGGAUGUGACACUGCAGCACUACAUGGACUACACUGCAGAGAGUUUGUUUCCUGUGAUGGCACACAUUGCCAAGAAUGUUGUGAAGGUGAACGAUGGGCAGACCAAGCACUUGGCAAUCAAAGGCAAAUAUUCCACUUCAAAGCAGAUGAGAAUUGCCACCAUCUCACAGCUAAAGUCUUCAGUGGUGAAGGAACUUGCAAAGCAGCCCGUUUAGUGAGGAAAUGUUUCAGCACCAUGUGCUGAUUUGUACAGUUGUAACUUAAUGUGAUUGAAGGAGCUGCUGCAUACCAAGGACAAUGUGGUUUGCAUGUUAACAAACUGAAAAUAGGGUUUACUUUUACAGACUUCAAAGUAUGCUAAAAGUGUCUCUUUUUAAAUUUUCUUUUUUAUUUGCAAGUUGGCCCUCCAGACCUUAGCCCACACAAAAUGGCAGUCUUGGACUCUUGUCACCUUAUUGACUCCACGAGAUUCAGUCAGCCAAUUAUUUCCCCUCUAAUGCAACCCUUCACUAUUUCCAAGCUUACAGCAGUUAAUGCACUACUUACUGAUGGCUGAAAUUUUGACGGUCACUAUAUCAAUAUUUUAAUAUCCUGCAUGCAAAUUAAAAUGGACUAUGCCUCAACUGUCACGUUAUUUUCCACUUCAGGUGACUAAAAUAAGACUGCUAUUUAAACCCAGAUCUAAAUUUUUUACAUAUCUGCCAACUGUUAGAGGAAGUCACAAAUUGAUAUCCCUACACAAGUUAUUCUAAUAGCUUUAUGUAACUGCUGCAAAUUUAAAACUUAUGGCAUGCUUUAAAAUAAGAAGGGGCCAUAGGGGUGUAGUUUUUUACAAUGUGUAAAAUGUACAGCGAUACAUAACUUUUACUUUGUCUUAAAUGUCUUGUUUUUAAAGCAUCUAAUUAAAUGGUUCUGACC
Molecule: messenger RNA, 2066 nt
Organism: Etheostoma spectabile (orangethroat darter)
Lineage: Eukaryota; Metazoa; Chordata; Actinopteri; Perciformes; Percidae
Gene: ccnb1
Product: cyclin B1
Exons: 9
Coding region: 176-1363 (395 amino acids)
Biological process (GO): mitotic cell cycle phase transition
Molecular function (GO): cyclin-dependent protein serine/threonine kinase regulator activity
Source: RefSeq, a predicted model, not a curated record